Cordyceps militaris CM01 is the source of this 1629-nucleotide messenger RNA. RefSeq names its product myosin heavy chain, putative. Lineage: Eukaryota; Fungi; Ascomycota; Sordariomycetes; Hypocreales; Cordycipitaceae. The transcript is spliced from 3 exons. Gene Ontology annotation, cellular component: centrosome; cytoplasm. Bases 1 to 1629 code for a protein of 542 amino acids. Gene Ontology annotation, biological process: cytoplasmic microtubule organization; cytoskeleton-dependent intracellular transport. Gene Ontology annotation, molecular function: dynein light intermediate chain binding; microtubule binding. The record is from RefSeq and is a predicted model, not a curated record.
AUGGCUGACGCUGAAGAGAAAGCGCGCCAGGAGAAGAUUGCGGCUGCAAAGAAGCGCGUCGAGCAACGCAAGAAGAAGAAGGACAAGAAGGGUGCCGAAUCUAUCAAGGAUGAUGGCAAGGGUGAACCCGCCGAAGCUGCUGACGACGCAGCACCCGACAACAGCGACGGUGCCGACAAAGAAAAAGACUCCGCCAUCGAAGAGAAGACCGACGACAACAAAGCCGACGAAUCCGAGUCCACUCCCGCGCCUUCCUUAGCUGAGCAGUCCAAGGCCCGAUCUACGUCGUUCCGAGCGAGCUCCAUAUCUGGAAAGCCUACAUCACCCGGGCCUUUGAGCCCGGAUGGUGACACUGCGCCAGACAUCUACAGAAAGCACGUUGCCAAAAUCGAGGAACUGGAGAAGGAAAAUAGGCGCCUUCAGAAAGAUUCUUCCGACGCGGAGAAGAGAUGGAAAAAGGCAGAGGAUGAACUCGCUGACCUACGAGAAGCCGAUGACAAGAAGAGCUCCGAUGAUUCAGAGAAGCUGAAGGGAGAAAUUGCGUCCCUGGAGCGCCAAAAUUCACAACUUCAGCAACAAUUGUCGCGCGGCUCCGGCCAUGCGCAUCGCCAGUCCGUUUCCACCACAUCAUCGCCGCCAGCGUUUCAGGCCGAACUCGAUUCCAAAGCGUCAACUAUCGAAUCUAUGGAAAUUGAAAUCUCCAAGCUGCGUUCACAGCUCGAGCGCCACCAGAGCGGAGCCUCCUCUGAGAAGGAGCAGGUCGCCGCGCUGGAAGACAAGGUGGCACGUGCUGAAGCUGCUGCCGGCAAAGCCCAGCGAGAGCUCCAAGACGUCAAGAAGAACCUAGAGCGCGCUACUGAAAGGGCGGUUCGGGAAGGCGGCGAGCGGUCCAGUGCCGAAACCAAGGCGAGCACGCUGGAGCACGAGCUGACGGCACUGAGAGCGACCCACGAGGAGCUUGUCAAGAAGGCAGACGGCCUCGAGAAGAAAGUGGCCACACUGACGACGCUGCACAAGGAGCAGGACUCUCGCUCGCAGACGCUGAAGCGUGAAAAGGACAAACACGAGGCUGAGCUCGCCGAGCUCCGCACCCGCGUCGAGAAGCUCGAGGGCGAAAAUACCAAGCUCCGCAGCCGCAAGUCCACCGACGGCGGCGGCGGCCUCGACGACGAGAGCAUGGACGAGCUUGAGAACGAGGAGCGCCAGCGCCUGGAGAAUAAGAUUCGCGCCUUGGAGAGGGAGGUCCAUGAGCUACGCAGUGGCGAGUGGCUGCAGCGUCGCCGCGACAUGGAGCCGGCGGGCUUCCAGGACGUUGACCUCUCGGCGCCGUAUGGCGCGCCGGCGCAGCGCAAGAGCUCGGUAGGCGGCAUCGGGCAAUUCUUCAGUAGCGGCCUUAGCGCGCUCGCGGGCGGCGGCGACGACGAUGACGACGACGGGCUCCUCGAGGACGACGACGCCGACUUUGAUGAGGAGGCUUUCCGCAAGGCGCACGAGGAGGAGCAGAUGCGCCGUCUCGAGCGCAUCAAGGAGCUCAAGCGUGCGCUCAAGCACUGGGAGGGCUGGAGGCUAGACAUUGUGGACUUACGCCGGGGCGGCGUGCUGGGCGUGGGGGAUAUAUUUGACGUAUAA